AUCUCUAAUGAUGUUUCCGUAACAUUUCGUCUCCUAAUGAGAGUAUUUUUGCUGUCAGUGGGCGGGACUUCCUGUGCUGGACGCUGUGUUUAUUUUUUUGCAGAGCCAAAAUAUCGUCCACAGAGGUCUCCCUUUCAUAGUACAUCUUUCACCAUGCCAGACUUCUCAGUGAUUCGGAGCUGCUUCCUGAGUUGCUUAUUAGCGCUUCUCCAAACAUCAGGCUCCCAGCAGGAGGAGCAGAACCAGCUGCUCCUGGUGUCUUUUGAUGGUUUCCGCUGGGACUAUAUCAACCGAGUACCUACACCCAAUUUCCACGCCCUUAUGGAUGAGGGUGUGCUGGUGGAGAAAGUGGAGAACACCUACAUCACCAAGACCUACCCCAACCACUACACGUUAGUGACAGGUUUACACGCUGAAAGCCAUGGCGUGGUUGCAAACGAAAUGUACGACCCCAUUCACAACCGUUCAUUUUCCAUUGAGGGUCCUGAAGUGUAUGAUGCGUGGUGGUGGGAGGAGGCAGAGCCGUUGUGGGUGACCAAUCAAAAAGCGGGACGGAAGAGUGGAGCUGCCAUGUGGCCUGGAUCGGAUGUAGCCAUUGGUGGAACAUUCCCAACGCAUUACUUGAGGUAUAACGCAUCAAUGCUCUUCGAGACCCGAGUCCAGAAACUCAUUGAUUGGUUUUCAGGACCGGAGGCUAUCAAUUUCGGUGUCUUAUAUUGGGAGGAGCCAGAUGAGAGUGGGCAUAAUUUGGGGCCUGAGAGCCCGCUCAUGGAUGUGGUCCUCGCAGACAUUGACGAGAAGCUGGGAUUCCUCAGGGAGAAGCUCAAAAGUGCUGGACUUUAUGACAAAGUCAAUCUGAUAGUGACGAGUGAUCAUGGAAUGACGCAGUUAUCUCAUGAUAAGAUUAUUGAGCUGGACACGUACGUUAGCCGAGAUCUUUACACGUGGAUCGACAAGAGCCCGGUGGUUGGCAUUUUACCCAAAGAAGGCAAACUCGAAGAGGUCUACGGUUUAUUGAAGAAUGCAAACCCUAACAUGGUCGUGUACAAAAAGGAGGAAAUCCCAGAUCAUUACCACUACAGACACAACGCCAGAAUCAUGCCUCUCAUCAUAGAGGUCAAAGAGGGAUGGACCGUCAUGCAGAACAGGAACGGAUCUUUUAUGUUGGGAAACCAUGGUUACAACAACAGCCUUCCCAACAUGCACCCAGUGUUUGUCGCCCGCGGACCUGCUUUCCGCCGCGACUACACCAAAACCUCCAUGCGCUCGGUCGACCUCUAUCCUCUCAUGUGCAGCAUUCUCGCUCUCAAGCCCUUGCCCAACAAUGGCUCUUUGUCCAGCGUUCAGGAUCUGUUAGUGGAAACCUCCACCCCAAAGCCAACAGUAACGCCAGUUCCCAGAGGGCCAAUGGUACCGCCAGUUCCCAGAGAGCCUUCCUACGCCUGGGCUGUGGGAUGCAUUCUGGGUGCUGGCCUGGUCAUCGGGUUCCUCUUCAUCUUCGUUAAGCAGGUGACACAAAGGCAGCUUCCGCCAUUGUAUUUGUCCAAUAGUGAGAUCACGCAGCCCUUACUGUAAGCUCACUUUACUCACGCCAGGUUCUCCGGUAUGUAGCACUGAGCUUUUCUCCAGUGAUACAGACCUUUUUUGAGUCUAAAAUCAUUCUGAUGACACUUUUUAAGAAGAAAAGCAUGGUCGCUUGAAGUCAGAAGCGAUCAGUGUCCAUGGUACCAUGCCAAAGUCGAAUAUACCAAAAGCAAUAUGGGGAACAAUGCUACAGUGGAGAAAGGCUGUGCAAUUAUAUAUAUAUAUAUAUAUAUAUAUAUAUAUAUAUAUAUAUAUAUAUAUAUAUAUAUAUAUAUAUAUAUAUAAAGUUAGUUCACCCAUAAAUGAAAAUUGGAUGUAAUUUAUGCACCAUCAGGGCUUUUAAGAUUAAGGUAGAACAUGGAAGAAGGUUUUUGGUUGAAACUGUGGUCCUUGGUGAUUCUAGUUCAGUGUUUCUCAACCAUGUUCCUGGAGGAGCACCAGUACUGAUGUUCUGGAUGUCUCCUUGGUCUGUCACACUCAUUUCAGGUCAGCUUACAAGCUGUUGAUCUGAAUUAGGCGUGUUUGGUUAAGGAGACAUGGAAAAUGUGCAGAGCUGGUGGUCCUCCGGCAUAGUUAUGAUGAGAAACACUGUUCUAGUUAGUUUACCGACACUUUAAGAGUCAAAAACAAAACAAAACAAAUUAUAUAUAUAGGAAAAGCUAAAUGGCAUUUGUUUUUAUAAGACCUCAGUGUAUCGCCUGGAGCCACAAGAGUUUCAUAACACUGCUUUAUGAAGCUAUGAAAUAUUUACAAAUCUUUUUCUUUUUUUCGGAUCAGUGGUUCGGAUCGCAUAUCAAAUAAUCAUGUGAUCAAGGUCAUGUGAUUUCAGUAAACGGGGCUUUGUCAUAUCAUGACUUUUUCCAAAUGUUUCAAAAAAGUUUCUUUGAGGUAUUACUAAGAUAAUAGUUUUUACCUUAUCUCGGAUUAGUUUUCCGAGUUUGUAGACGUUUUAAUAAAGCAUUUAUAAAAUAAAAAAAGAUUUAAUGUGACCG
Danio rerio (zebrafish) is the source of this 2576-nucleotide messenger RNA. The record is from RefSeq and is a predicted model, not a curated record. NCBI's taxonomy places the organism in Eukaryota, Metazoa, Chordata, Actinopteri, Cypriniformes, Danionidae.